CCGCCCCGCUCGGCCAUGGGGGACGUACCGGGGCUGGGGCUCAGCUUCCCUCCCUUUGCGGCGCCGCGUUGGUUCUGCCCCGAGUCCGACGACGACGACGAGGAGCAGCAGCAGUGCUUCAUCCCGGCGUACGGCCGCCCCCCGUUCGGUCUCUAUGGGCCGUACGGCGAUCCGCUGCUCGUCCCCCCGCGCGGCUUUACGGACGCGGAUUCGGACACGCGUGGGCUGAGCGCGGCGUGGGGGCACCGCGUCACGGCCGAGGUGAGCGCCCGCCCCGCCCUGCCUGCCCCGGGCCGUCCCACCGCGGCCUUCGGUCCCUCCGCUCCGACCCGCCGCUCCCGCGGCCCCGGCUCCGUUCUGCCGGUCCGGCCUGAGCCGCCUCCGUGCUUCUGCCCUCCCGCGGAGCCCCGCCGCGAUCCCUCCCGGGUCCGGGGCUCCCGCAGGCGGCCCCACCGCCACCCCAGCACCGCUGCCGUCUGCGUGUCCCAGCCCAGCCCAGCCCUGCAGCGCGGCCCGGGGGCCCACAGUCGUUCAGCAGCACCUCUCGUUCCCCAGGAAGCAGAGAAGAACGCGAUGGAGCUGCUGGCAGAGGAGGAGCGCAUGAAGAGGAAAGCGGAGAAGAAGAAGCUGAAGAAGAAGAAGCAGAAGGACCGGAGGAAACAGGAGAGGUUGGAACAGGAGCUGAGGAGCAAACAGGCGGCCGCAUCGGGCACCACAUCCCUGCCUGGCGCUGUGGGUGCUGUUCAUGGGGACGCCAGCGGUGCUGAGGAGGAGGGUGGCUGCCUGGCCUCCAGCCCCCCCCCGUGUCUCCAGGGUCAUGCAGAGGAGGGAGUGGGGGAUCUGGAGGGAAUAGAGGAUGAACUGGAUUUGAGCUGCACCUUCGUCUUCAAAGCAUGGCAGAAGGCAGGCGUGAAGCUGCCAGCGCCUGCAAGGGAUAAAUCGGUCAGAGCUGAUUCUGCAGAGCCCAACAAGAGGCUGCAGGAGGGGGCAUCCAAGCCCGAGCCUGCACUGCUGGACACAAACAUGUUGGAGCAGAGCUGGAUUCUUGCAGGCUGUGGCAACCAGGCUGCCAUGCAGGGACGCUACAAAGAGGCUGUGCAGGCCUUCACCGAGGCCAUAAAGCUGAACCCCAGGGAGCACCGGCUCUUUGGGAACCGGUCGUACUGCUACGAGAAGCUCCAGCAAUACCAGGAGGCACUGAGGGACGCACAGAUGGCCCUGGAGCUCCAGCCCAACUGGCCCAAAGGCUUCUUCCGCAAGGGCAAGGCGCUGUGGGGGCUGAAGCGCUACGCCGAGGCCAGGGACACCUUUAAGAACCUGCAGGGUGCCCACACUGAUGUAGCCGCCCAGCUGGAGGCCUGCCAGAUGCUGCUGCAGCAGAGCAACCUCCACGAUGCCAGCAGCCCCAGGGACGUCCCCGUGCUGGAAGCUGGGGAGCCGCUGACACCCACUUCUGCAGAUGGGUGUGUGAACGGGAGCUGCAGCGAUGUGGACAUGAGCGGCUUCGUGACCGUGGUGAACUCAAGGAGCCACUCAAAAAGCCACGUGCGGACCACCACCACAGCAAGCCCCCAACACACACUGCCUUCACAGCACCCUGCCAGGGACUGCUAUCCUCUGUGGGUCGGGAACAUCACCUUCAAGAUCACCAAGAAAGUGCUGCAGAGCUGCUUCAGCCGCGGGGGGGUCCGGGGGCGGCUGGCUGAGCUGCCCCACCGCGCAGGUUCGGGCAGAUCCAAUCCAUCCGGAUGCUCCCGGAGAAGUACUGCGCCUUCAUCAACUUCCAGCAGAAGGCAGCGGCAGAAGCGGCGUACAGAGCCAUGCUGGGCGCUGACCUGGAGGGCUGCCGGCUGGCGCUGCAGCUCAAGCACCCAUCCCACGCCACACCGCCGCCCCGACAGCGCCCGUAGGACCCUCCGUGGGGGCCUGGAACCUUCCUCAUCUCGGUGGGCGCUGCCCCGUGAGCUGCUGGACCCGCAAAGGAGCCCGGAGUGCUGCAGGAGCUCAGGGCUGCACGGCAGGCUUUGGAGCCACGUGCCUGCCGCAGCCUCACGUGCCUUCUCCCCGCAGCAGCAGGCCUGGCCCCAUCUGCCCCACUGCUCCUACCUCGUGCCCCUGCCACGGCUGUGCCCGGGCUGUGCUGCCCUGGGUCCCACAGGCCAGUGUGGGGGGGUCGGUACCCACAGGGACAGCCCUUCCUUCAGGGAUGUACGCCUGCUUUGGGUUUCUUAAUAAAAGCGAGAGCCGACGGUG
Messenger RNA from Gallus gallus (chicken), 2253 nucleotides. It is a transcript of the gene TTC31, whose product is annotated as tetratricopeptide repeat domain 31. NCBI's taxonomy places the organism in Eukaryota, Metazoa, Chordata, Aves, Galliformes, Phasianidae. Bases 16 to 2232 code for a protein of 738 amino acids. The transcript has 13 exons. Gene Ontology annotation, molecular function: protein binding; RNA binding. The record is from RefSeq and is a predicted model, not a curated record.